GAACUCCUUCAGAUUGUUGCUUUCAUCCUGUUUACUUUAAUCAGUUUGAGUCAGUGGUGGAGCUAAACGUUAUCAGGUUUGUCCUGAAGUGGGAGGCUCUGUGAGACACUGAUUCACUGAGCCUUUAAGACAUGUUUGGAAAACUUUACAUGAUUAAUGGAGAGCUUUACCGUGCUGUUUCUCAACUGCAACAGUUACUUGAGAAACCAGUUUCAGAUUGUAUUGGGGGGGAAAAAAAGAUACGUAAAAUGAAGAGUCAGAAUUUUUGUAACUUUUUAUCUGAUCAAAAUAGUUCAGAUGGUAUUCUGAGGUAAACAGGGAGCAUGUGACUCAUCACACAAUCUUCUGCAAAGGUGCUAUGGUUGUAAGGCAAGGGCCAGUCCAGUUAGCUCACAUAGAUGAUUAGCACACACCCACCCACCCACACACACACACACACAUAUGUACACGCCCUCAGGCUCUAAGUUAAACUGUAAUCAUUAACUCAGACAGCCUCAGAAGAGAAAAAAAGAGAAGCACUGCUUACUUGCACAAAACCAAGCCGAAACUACGUACAAAUGUCCAGGAAGAGACUCCAGGAAGAGAAGGAAGGACAGCAUGAAUCAAUUGCUUAUGGAAGCACAGUGAGUUGGAGCAGCUGACUCAGGAGAGCUGGACUGGUCAGGAACCUCAUCAUGGUUCCAUUCCAGAGGUAGUUUGAUGAUUAAUAGUGCUGAUAUCGGUGCAGUGUUCCUGAAAAGAUAAGGCUAUCUGGGCUAAAGUCAACAGGGUGGAUCAGAGCAGAGAGCCUGAGCGGGAGAAUAUGGAACAGGAAAGAGAGCGGGACUGGCGAAAGCUGGAGACGCAUUUCGAACUCAAGGUCUUCCUCACUGUACUCUACAGCCUUAUUCUCAUCCUGGGAAUCGUAGGAAACAGCAUCACUAUUCACGUCACGCAGGUGCUUCAGAAAAACGGGUACUUACAGAAGAGCGUUACUGAUCACAUGGUGAGCCUGGCCUGCUCUGAUUUGCUGGUGCUGCUGAUUGGCAUGCCCGUGGAACUCUAUAGUGCCAUCUGGUUCCCCUUUAGCUCUGCGUCUGGAAACGCCGCCUGCAAGAUCUAUAACUUUCUGUUCGAAGCGUGUAGUUAUGCCACCAUCCUGAACGUGACCACUCUCAGCUUCGAACGCUACAUGGCUAUAUGCCAUCCGUUUCGCUACAAAUCGUUGGCACAUGCCCGCACUGCUCACCUCAUCAUUGCUGUAUGGCUCACCUCCAUCCUCAUCGCUGUGCCUCUGCUAAUUACAACUGGAACUCAAGGUCAUGUGGUGGAGCCAGGAGGAGCGCCGGCACAGAACCUGACCUUCUGCACCAACCUGAAUGAGUACUGGGAAAUGUAUCGUGCCAGUGUGUUUGUCGCUUUCAUCUUCUACCUGCUGGUCCUUGGCAGCGUGGCUUUCAUGUGCAGGAGCAUGAUUGUUGUCCUCAGGGCACCUAUGAUUACUAUGGACACUUCAGGUACUAGCGUGCCUAAACAUGAGAGUGCCAGAGUCAAAGCAUCACGCAAGCAGACCAUCAUAUUUUUAGUGUUGAUCAUGUGUGCACUGUUCGUAUGCUGGAUGCCAAACCAGGUGCGGCGCAUUAUGACGGCAGCCAUACCCAAGAAAGCAUGGAGUAAGAGUUACCUGCUAUCAUACAUCAAACUGCACCCUGUAGCUGACACCUUUUUCUACCUGAGCUCCGUGCUGAAUCCUCUGCUCUACAAUCUCUCAUCUCGCCAGUUUCGCACGGCAUUCCUCCAGACGUUGUGCUGCCGUCUCUCUGUCGAACAUGUUAACAAGAGAACGGUGGAGAAGAGCAAAGCGUCUCACGCAUCCAGCCAUUCACUGCGGCCGCUGCUGCGUAAAAAAACCCAGCAGAUGAGCACUCAGCCUUCCAGCAGGGAUGCUGAAACUCUGACCCCAAGUGCAGAGAGCAGCUCUGUUGCUCAGGUCUUAGACACACCUCCGGCCAUCUCCUCAGAGACGGAAACGUGAGUCAUGUCAAGCCUUCUCCUCCACUAAACCCUACUUGGCACCCUGGAUCUCUUUAAUGGACACUUUUUUACACUAUGUAGAUGUAGUUACAGACUGUUGCUCAUCCUUUUUCCAUUUAUAAUAUGGAUGAUGUGAUCACUGGAUUGCAGCUGGCUGAAGAGUUUUGCUUAGAUGAAUGUUCCUCAACUCAGCAGUGACUCACAUGAAAUACACAUACCGAUACCAGACACACUACCACAUCACUGCUGUGCUCAGCAUGAUUCACUACGAGUUAAAAUGUGGUCAGCGGUGGUCCCUAUUCAUUCAUGAACGGGUUAAGUGCAGCUGUGCAUAGCAGCAGAUUUACAUUUACAUUACUGGCAUUUGGCAGACAUCCUUAUCCAGAGCAACUUACAUUUUAUCUCAUUUAUAUGACUGAGCUAAUUGAGAGUUAAGGGCCUUGCUCAGGGGCUCAGCAGUGGCAGUGGACCUAGGAUUCUUAUCUUAUCUUAUCUUAUCUUAUCUUAUCUUAUCUUAUCUUAUCUUAUCUUAUCUUAUCUUAUCUUAUCUUAUCUUAUCUUAUCUUAUCUUAUCUUAUCUUUACAUUAAGGUUCCCUAAAAAAACUAACAUUAUUCACUUGCAUUCUUUAACACAAACCUUAACAUUAAUAAAUCCUAAAUAAUGUUAACCCAUUCAGUUAGAGCAUGUAUUAACUGCCAAGUUUUAAUAUUACAUAUCUGUGUGUCUGUGUGUGUGUGUGUGUGUCUGUAAAGCCAAGUUCUAGUUCCAAUAUCCAGUAAAUGCAGUUAAACACGCUUUCACACCGUUGCCUGGGAGAUUCCCAUUUUGGUGAAUAAAGUAUGUUUUGAUAUA
Messenger RNA from Hemibagrus wyckioides, 2867 nucleotides. RefSeq names its product G protein-coupled receptor 39 (gene gpr39). The record is from RefSeq and is a predicted model, not a curated record. Gene Ontology annotation, biological process: G protein-coupled receptor signaling pathway. Gene Ontology annotation, molecular function: G protein-coupled receptor activity. The coding region runs from base 803 to 2014 and encodes 403 amino acids. Lineage: Eukaryota; Metazoa; Chordata; Actinopteri; Siluriformes; Bagridae. Gene Ontology annotation, cellular component: membrane. The transcript is spliced from 3 exons.